Messenger RNA from Umbelopsis ramanniana AG, 1870 nucleotides. RefSeq lists its product as uncharacterized. The record is from RefSeq and is a predicted model, not a curated record. The transcript is spliced from 7 exons. Gene Ontology annotation, cellular component: membrane. Lineage: Eukaryota; Fungi; Mucoromycota; Umbelopsidomycetes; Umbelopsidales; Umbelopsidaceae. Gene Ontology annotation, biological process: amino acid transport; transmembrane transport. Bases 42 to 1625 code for a protein of 527 amino acids. Gene Ontology annotation, molecular function: transmembrane transporter activity.
UUUGAUAUCUAUCUCUUCCUUUCUUUCUUCUUUUACCUACCAUGGUUGAAAUGAGUAAUGAUGAGGCCAUCCUGCAACAGAUGGGAUACAAACAGGAACUACGACGAACAUGGUCAUCAUUUCGAAACUUUUGCUUAUGCUUUUCUACCAUGAGUAUUCUGAGUGGACUUACACCGUUGUACGGAACAGCGUUGGUGACUGGUGGCCCUGUCGUUAUCAUAUUCGGAUGGAUAUUUGUUACGCUCAUGACAUUUUCAGUAGCCUUGUCGAUGGCUGAAGUGUGCAGUGCUUAUCCCACAAGCGGAGGUUUAUAUUAUUGGUCGGCUGCGCUGUCUCGUCCAAAAUACAAGCCCGUUCUAUCCUUCUUUACGGGAUGGUUCAAUCUCAUUGGUCAACUGGCUGGUACAGCUGCCGUUGCUUUUGGUUUGGCAUUGAUUGUAGUCGCCACCAUCUCCAUAGGAACAGAUCAAACAUGGGUCCCCACUCCAGGUGCUACCGUCGGAGUAUACAUCGCCAUCUUAUUCAUUGUUGGUUUAUUGAACACCUUUGCCAAUAAUUCUCUUGGUAUCAUGAAUGUUGUAUCCAUGUAUUGGCACAUCAUCGGCACUUGGAUUCUCAUCAUCGCUUUGUUGGUCUGUACUCGAGCCACUCCAGCUUCCGCUAAAUUUGUAUUCACCGACUUUGAAAACCACACUGGCUGGUCCAAUAAUGGAUUUGUUGUUUUACUUGGAUUGCUCCAGUCGCAAUAUUCUUUUACAGGAUACGAUUCGGCUGCUCACAUGACCGAAGAAACACAGAACGCUCAGAGAGGAGGACCAAUUUCAAUCUUGGGCUCUAUAUUGGUUACUUCCAUUCUCGGUCUAGCUUUCCUUUUGGCGGUGACAUUUUCUAUCCAAGAUUAUGAUCGGGUCAUUAAUUCAAGCACCAUCCCCAUUGCUCAAGUUUUUUUGGAUGCCCUCGGUAAAACUGGUGCCAUUUUGGCUAUGGUGAUCAUCAUUGUCGGUGUAUUCUUUUGCUCCAAUGCUGGUACAACCUCCAAUGCCCGCUUGAUCUACGCUUUAAGUCGUGAUGGUGCAUUGCCGUUUAGUGGAACGCUUCACAAACUUGACCCCAAUACCAAGUCUCCCGUUAUUGCAGUAUGGGCCCUCCUAUUCGUGGCCGCCCUUCUAGGUUUACCAUAUUUGGGAAGCGAGACCGCCUUCGUUGCCAUUACCAGUGUCUGUACCAUUUCACUGUAUAUCACUUACGGCCUUCCUACCCUUUGUCUUCUGUUGACUCGAGAUACCUUUGUGCCCGGACCCUUUAACCUUGGAAAGUACAGUCAGAUUAAUGGCAUCAUUGCCAUUUGUUGGAUCUGCUUCAUUUCCAUCCUGUUUAUUCUCCCCACUGAAUACCCUGUCACGGCUGCCAACAUGAAUUAUGCCAUUGCAAUUUUCGGAGCUCUUUGGGUCAUUGUAGGCAUCUACUGGGUUGUUCGUGGUCGAUAUGUAUUCAAGGGUCCUGUCCGCAAUGUUGAGUCCACCACGAGCUCUUUGCAUUCAGUCGAUUUUGACAACAAGCAGGAGAAGAAUACCGCCGAGAUCGACGCUACCCCAGAUGACAAGGUGUUUUCUGAAGUCGCUUAAGUUUAAACCUCUAGAUGCUAUCUUCAUCUUUUAAUCCAAUGUACUUUUUCUUUUAUAUUAUUAACUGUUAGCCAUUGUAAUUUUCGGUUGAUUUGGAGGGAAAGAGACCAGAGCAUUAUUUCCCUCCCCAAAAAUGCUGCCUGGGCCAGGCUGGCACUAAGAUUAGGCCGGCCGUUAGUUAGAAAGCGGAGGGGCAAAUAAGCCACUCCAUUAAAUCUGCAAUUUUGCCCAUUUUUGUUCCUCUA